UAAAUAAAAGUUGCAAACUCAUUUUUUAGUCUUGAUUAACAAGAAGACACAGCAAAACCUAUCUUCAAAUCAUUUUUAUAUAGCAGCAGAGAAAUAUUAUUGUUUGAUAUUUAAAAGGAGAACAAUGGGACAAUUUAAAGGAUUGUUGAGGUGCUCCACGAUAUGGCUAUUGCUGCUUAUGAUUCAUGUAUAUGAAAAUGUGAGAUCAGAAGAAGUAGAAACCAUCAGAAAAAUGAAUCCUGAAUCCCACAUGAAUAUUAGUGAGAUAAUUCAGUUCUGGGGAUAUCCAGCAGAGGAAUAUGAAGUCCUUACAGAAGAUGGCUACUACUUGAGCCUGAACAGGAUCCCAGGACAUACAAAGAGUUCCAAAUCUCCUGUAUUCUUGCUUCAUUGUUUGACUAUGGAAGGCAGCGUUUGGAUAGCAAACCUUCCACAUCAGAGCCUUGGCUUCAUACUAGCAGAUGCUGGAUAUGAUGUGUGGAUUGGCAAUAUCAGAGGAACGACUUGGUCUAGAAGGCAUCAAAACUUCUCAAUUGAUCAAGAAGAAUUUUGGAAUUUCAGUUUUCACGAAAUUGGCAUAUAUGACCUUUCUGCCAUAAUAAACUUUAUUCUUCACAAAAGCGGACAGGAGGAUCUCUAUUUUGUCUGCCACUCACAAGGCUGCAAUAUAGGCUUUGUUGGAUUUUCAAGAAUACCUCAACUGGCAGCUAAGGUCAAGAUGUUUUUUGCCUUGGCCCCUUUAUAUACCCUUCAGGAUACGAAAAGUGUGCUAUUGCAAAUCACACGUUUGCCAGAGUCGUUGUUGAAGAUUAUAUUUGGCAGAAAAGAAUUCUGCUUGCUGAGCCCCAAACUGAGAGCACAGCUGGCUCGAAUGUGCAGUUACCAACCAUUAAACAUGAUCUGCAAGCAAGGUCUUUUUCUGGUUGGUGGUUUCAGUGAGAGAAGUCUGAAUUCGAAUCGGGUUGAUGUGUACCUAUCACGAUUCCCAGAUUAUACCUCUGUGAAAAAUAUAGUCCAUUGGAGUCAGACAUCUUACUCAGGUCGAUUUCAAUAUUAUGAUUAUGGCUCAAAGAACAAAGUUAUAUACAACCAGACAACUCCUCCUCUGUACGACAUUGAAGCAAUCACCAUCCCAACAGCAAUGUGGAGUGGAUAUCAGGACUGGGUUUCCCGACCCUCUGAAAUUGCAAAAUUGCAACAUCGAAUUACUAAUCUCAUUCACGAGAAGAAGUUUCCCGAGUGGAACCACUGGGAUUUCAUUUGGGGUCUUGAUGCUGCUUCCUGCUUGUAUGCAGAAAUACUUGCUUUGAUGCAAGAGUGAAAUGCUCCUGGUUUGGACCGGAUCGCCUGAUCCAGUAGUGAUGGUGGCGGGUGGUUCGGAGAACCGGUAGCAAAAAUCCCUACCCCCUCCAUGCCCAGCUGAGCUGCGCCAUCAUCAAAGGCUUUUUAAAAAAUUAUUUUUAAAAGCAUUUUUUCUACAACCUCUUUGGCAGAAAAAAUGCUUUUAAAGAUAAAAAAAAAAGCCUCUGAUGAUCCCACGGCUCAGCUGGGAUCAUCAGAGGCUUUUAAAAGCAUUUUUUUAACAACCUCUUCGGCCGAAGAGGUUGUAUAAAAAUGUUUUUAAAAGAAAAAAAAGCCUCUGCCCAUCAGGCAACUCAGCAGGGAUCGUCAGAGGCUUUUAAAAAAAAAAAAGCCUCUGCCAAUCAGACAACUCAGUUGGGAUCGUCCGAGGCUUUUAAAAGCAUUUUUUUACAAAAUGGUUUAAAAAAUGGUUUUAAAAGGGAAAAAAAAUUGGCCACACCCACAUUACCCCCCCCCCUGUGUGCCCACAGAACCGGUAGUAACAAAUUUUACAUUUCACCACUGCUUUGAUGGCAAUGCUCUAGGAGGGGGAGAUGAGCAGGGUAGGUUAUGGUAAAUCAGGAGCCUGGUAUCAUUUUUUAUGACCAGAAAUUUUAUUAAAGGCAUCAGCUUUAGUGAAUUAUAACUAACUUCAUCAGGUGCACAAAGUGGCUAAAUUUUGUAGGAUUUAAAUUAGGAAAGGGAAACAGUAGGGAAGACAGGUUGAUUUAUGCAAUUCCUGUUCCUCCUGUAUUUACUUCUAGAAAAUAAUAACUCUUUUAUUUGCCUUAGGCUGCUACCGGCUUUUUAAAUUCCCCAAACAAACACAAACCACUUUCACCCCCACAUCAACACCACGCUAACACCACCACACCCAACUGCUUCUCUGCUCAGCUUUUGUAGCCACACAUUGCUGAGUUGGCUAGGAAGAGGUUUUAAAGGGACAAAGCACCAUCAGCUCAGGUGCUGCCCAUUUUAUAGGCAGCCUGUCCCCUUACACCAAAAGGGGUGGGUUUCAAAACCUGUCGUGGGCGGAGCCUCCCACCUUCCGCCACCGCCACUACCCGUUCACCCAAUCUGGAGACGAACCGGUAGCAACUCACCACUGCACACCACGUAUGAUUAGAAAACCGCAGUACAGAUAUCAAUGCAAUAGUGGCAAAUAUCUGUAGCUCAGGUGUAGGAUAAAAGUGGGUGUUCAUUCUCGAAGCUUGUGGGUUGGUUUGCAAAUUUUUUCCUUACCAGGCUAGGUAACAUCUUUAGCGGAAUUUAGGGAAUGUCAGUGUUGGUGUUCUUCUGCUUAUAAGGGUUUAGUGUGAUCAGUAGGUCUUGUGAUGGGACGGUCAUGUCAGGUGAGGGUUUAGUGAUGGGUCAGGUGUGGGCCACGUCAGGUGAAGGUUGGCAACCCUGAAGGUUGACAAAGGUCUUGUGCAGGGGUGGGUUCUACUCAGGGCUGGGUUCUAAAUUUUUUUACUACCGGUUCUGGGGGCGUGGCUUAUUUUGUGGGCGUGGCUUGAUGGUCAUGUGACAAUUAUUUAGGAUUGAGCAGAGGUAAAAGUCUACUGGGCUUUUAACUGCUUGCAGAGCUGUACCGAUCUACCCAUUUACUUUUUGCAGGCACUGCUCUACUCAUGUAUUUUUGCAGGGACUGAUCUACUCAUGUAUUUUUGCAGGCACUGAUUCUACUCAUGUAUUUUUGCAGGCACUGGUCUACCCAUUUAUUUUUGCAGGCACCGGUCUACUCAUUUGUUUUCUUUUAACACUGAUCAGCUGUAGGGCGGCCCUUUGAAGCCCCGCGGCAAGAGUUUAAACAGUUUUUUCCCCUCUAGCCAUCAGCUGGGACUCAGGAGGCAGCAAUAGAUUGGGGGUGGGGCCAAAUAAAAGGUAAGAAUAA
Pantherophis guttatus is the source of this 3235-nucleotide messenger RNA. Its product is annotated as lipase member M-like. Lineage: Eukaryota; Metazoa; Chordata; Lepidosauria; Squamata; Colubridae. The record is from RefSeq and is a predicted model, not a curated record. Gene Ontology annotation, molecular function: hydrolase activity, acting on ester bonds.